Messenger RNA from Corythoichthys intestinalis (scribbled pipefish), 1745 nucleotides. RefSeq names its product stromelysin-1-like. The record is from RefSeq and is a predicted model, not a curated record. Gene Ontology annotation, molecular function: zinc ion binding; metalloendopeptidase activity. The coding region runs from base 42 to 1481 and encodes 479 amino acids. The transcript is spliced from 11 exons. Gene Ontology annotation, biological process: collagen catabolic process; proteolysis; extracellular matrix organization. NCBI's taxonomy places the organism in Eukaryota, Metazoa, Chordata, Actinopteri, Syngnathiformes, Syngnathidae. Gene Ontology annotation, cellular component: extracellular matrix.
AAAAGCCUCAUUAAGCACAAGUAGGAUCGCUGUGUGCUCCAAUGAAUGUCACGGUGCUUCCCAUCUGGCUCUUACUCUCACUCAUGGCCGCCCAGGGCCUCACGGCACCCACAUCCAUGCCGGAGGGAAUGGGCUCUCCUUCCCCUACUGCACACGCUGACAUGAUAACAGCCACAAAAUACCUUAAGAGCUACUACAAUCUGCAAGAGGACCCCUUGGUUCCCUGGAAGAGAAGAUGUCUGACCUUUGCAUCCAAACUGGAAAACAUGCAGAUGUUCUUCGGGCUCAAUGCAACAGGCAGACUGGAUCGAGGCACAUUAGAGGUAAUGAGGAGGCCUCGCUGUGGAGUUCCGGAUUUCAAAGAGCACAGCAGUCACAUCCAAGGGGCACAAAGGAAAAAGGUCAUCACUUACUGCAUUGGCAGGUACACCAAAGACAUGCCUCGCAGCACAAUUGACUCACUGCUCGGGUCCGCUUUCCGCGUUUGGGCCAGAGCCAGUGGUCUGACAUUUGUCCGCUCGCAGACCCAGAAUGCUGACAUCAAAGUGGAGUUUGUCACAAAAGAACAUGGUGAUUCGUUUGCAUUUGAUGGACCCAGUGGCUCGUUGGCUCAUGCUUUUGCUCCAGGACAGGGUGUCGCAGGAGAAAUGCACUUUGACGAUGAUGAACACUGGACAACAAGAGGAACAUCUGGUUUUAAUCUCAUAGUUGUGGCUGCACAUGAAUUUGGCCACAUGUUGGGUCUGAAGCAUUCAAGGAACCCCACAUCAAUCAUGCACCCCAACUACAAAGCCUAUCCAUUAGGGGCUGACCUCCUUUCCCAAGAAGACAUCACCAAUAUAAAUGCACUUUACCGCCCACCCCAAGACCGCCCAGUAUACUUUUCAAGAACGUACCCUCGACGCAUACGAAACAGAUGCGCUCCUGAUGUGACCUUCGAUGCAGUCUCCACACUUGGGGAUGCCACAAUUUUUUUCAAAGACAGAUAUCUUUGGAUUAAACACAAUGAGGCGUAUGACAUCAAAGAAGGUCCGACUACCAACUUCAUGCCCAAGAUAGAAACCAGCAUUGAUGCUGCCUUCUGGGUACCACGCAGGUCUACUGCUUACCUCAUUCAUGAAUCAAUGUUCUGGACGGUGAAAGGCUCCGUAGUGAAGGGAAAGCCCAGAGCUCUGUGCCAUUUUGGCUUCCCAGCCUGGGUGCAAGAUGUUGACGCCGCUGUACACAUUGUUAAAACAGGACGCACCCUCUUCUUUAUGCAUGAUAUUUAUUGGAGCUACAAUGAAAAUAGAAGAGUAAUGGAUUUCGGUUAUCCAAAAUACAUCAGCGAGGACUUUCCUGGAAUUAACUCAACAAUAAAUGCUGCUGUUUACAAAGAAGGUUUCAUCUACUUCUUUGUUGGACUUCAAGUCUACAAGUAUGACUACACCCACAAACUAAUUGCUGGAGUUGAGAAAGCAAAUUCCUGGCUUGGGUGUUGACGGUCAGCAAUGACUUUGGAUUCUUCACCCGACCAGGGAUCACAUGACAAACACUCUGUGCUUCUUUACCUGUGUUUUGUAGUUAAUAGAACUCAAGGGUUACUAUUUAUAGUAAACCUGAGAAUGUGUAUGGUUGGAUCAAAUCUAAAAGAUAAAUAAAAUCUUUACUUAAAAAAGUCUUACUUAGAUAGUUCUCCUACAUCAAUGUCGUGAAAGACAGAGGAGAAUGGCUGAACGGAUUUAGCUGCAUCAAAUAAAUACAGG